AUGUUGUGGAUACUGGAAACACUCAAAGAAAAAUGGAAAUUCCAUCACCGCUUCUCGAACAACAGCAAUCACUUUGUCAUGCUCGAUCACUUAAUGACCAGCGGAGGAAUACGUCUCGAAAACGGUUGGUCCCAGCUGUAUAAAACUACUCGUCUGUGCCUGCUUUUGGGAGCAUCGCUGAUGUGGAUUAGAUUCUGGUUUAAUUUCAUGGAAGCUGGUUCCUUCGGAGCCGUUAUGAACAAUAUUCAUGUUUCUGCCAUUGUUUUGAUCACACUGGUGCGCGCGGGUUGGAUCCAGAUGAACAUGAAGGCAUUUACAGAGGCAAAAAACUACAUCAAUGGGCGUAGCUUCCGACCGCACGAUAGUAGUGCCUGGGAGAUUCGUCGUAAUGCCUAUCAGAAGAAUCAUUCGUUGGUUACAAUUUGUAUUGUUUCAGUAGCGGCUCUGUACGUGCCAGUUUUGUUGGUUGAUUCGCGUCGUAUUCCGCCGCUACGUAAUCCCAUCGAAGUUCGCGAAAUGACCAGCGAUGGCUUCCAAUUGUUACUGGACAAAUUGUAUGUUGUUACGUUAUUUCCCUAUGGACCUGCAACAGUCACAAACGUCAUGUCAACGUAUAUGUUGCUAGAAGGUUUCGUUGCCGAGAUGCAAAUCAUAGCGGACGCAUUUGGGGAGAUAUUCGACAAAAUGACCCAUCAAACGGGAGUAGAACAUUGGCGAGAAUUACAAGCUAGCUUCAGAACCUGCGCGGAUCAACACGUGAUCUGUUUAAAUCAUUUGAGGAACACUAGGUCCCUGCUAAAUGGAACUUUGCUGAUUGUGUACUAUACAACCGGGUUCUUUAUAUCCAUCGGGACGGUGUAUAUCAUGUGGACAAAAGACUUUGAAAUGUUUAAAAUACAAAUACUUUCCCUAAUGAUGUUCAAUGUUCUCGAGUGUUUUUUUUUCUGUAUUCUGGUGGAACGCAUCAAUAAUGUGCAUAACUCCGUUGGUGAACAGUUGUACAAUAUCGCAUGGCAUUCCGAACUAAAAUACUCAAAGGCUUUCGAGAAGGAAUAUAUCUCGAUUCGGGCCACCAUGAUGAUUGUGAUGCACUCGGCGGAUCACACUCUGGGCAUUAGCUGCGGAGGACUUUUUGAACUGGGAAUGGAACGUUUCUCCGAAUUGAUGAAGUCUUCAUACCAACUAGUUAUGUUCCUGUGGAACAUGGCUGGCAAUUGAGGCGUGUUGGUUCUGAAAAUUUACAACAGAAUAUAUGUCGUUUGCGAUGAAAUGCACCGGUAGUUACACUUUCCCUGGUUAAUAAUAUUUUCAUAAAACAAUUUGUUUGUUCAAUGAUUAAAUAACAAUACAUUUCACUUCACGCUUGUUAUUAUACACUCGACAAAAAAAAAGGAACAUGGUACGAAGUCGCAAAUUUCAUAUGAUUUUUAACAUGCUGUAACUUCGUGAAUAUCAACGCAUAUACGAGGGCAGUCCAAAAAGUACUUAGUCUCAUCGCUCGAUGGUGUCAGUAUCGCAAGAGAGCAAGAGUUAUCGUGUAGUACAUUCUCUUCAACGACUACUGUCCAAAUUUCAGCCGAAUCGGACUCGUAGUUUUGUUUUCACAGCUUGUUGAAAAAUGAAAAUUGAAUUAGAAAAAUGGAAAAAAGUCAAAUUUCUGCCCGGCGAGUGACUUUUUCUAGUUUGGAAACAAAAAAAGUCGCACGGGGUCAAAUCUGGUUAAUACGGUGGAUAGGGCAGCAGUUCGUAGUUGCAAUUCGACCAAUUUGACC
Molecule: messenger RNA, 1772 nt
Organism: Toxorhynchites rutilus septentrionalis
Lineage: Eukaryota; Metazoa; Arthropoda; Insecta; Diptera; Culicidae
Exons: 2
Coding region: 1-1218 (405 amino acids)
Biological process (GO): sensory perception of smell; detection of chemical stimulus involved in sensory perception of smell
Cellular component (GO): plasma membrane
Molecular function (GO): odorant binding; olfactory receptor activity
Source: RefSeq, a predicted model, not a curated record